Molecule: messenger RNA, 1824 nt
Organism: Dipodomys spectabilis (banner-tailed kangaroo rat)
Lineage: Eukaryota; Metazoa; Chordata; Mammalia; Rodentia; Heteromyidae
Gene: Elp3
Product: elongator acetyltransferase complex subunit 3
Exons: 15
Coding region: 73-1716 (547 amino acids)
Biological process (GO): tRNA wobble base 5-methoxycarbonylmethyl-2-thiouridinylation
Cellular component (GO): elongator holoenzyme complex; cytoplasm; nucleus
Molecular function (GO): acyltransferase activity, transferring groups other than amino-acyl groups; iron-sulfur cluster binding
Source: RefSeq, a predicted model, not a curated record
GCUUUACGGCCGUCAACUUUCUCCGCGGUCUGCGUCCGAUUUCGUGGUCGCCUGCGCAGCGGCGGAGCGGCGAUGAGGCAGAAACGCAAAGGCGACCUCAGCCCUGCUGAGCUGAUGAUGCUGACCAUCGGAGAUGUUAUUAAACAACUGAUUGAAGCCCAUGAACAGGGGAAAGACAUUGACCUGAAUAAGGUGAAAACCAAGACAGCAGCCAAAUAUGGCCUGUCAGCGCAGCCCCGCCUGGUGGAUAUCAUUGCCGCAGUCCCCCCUCAGUAUCGGAAAGUCUUGGUUCCCAAGUUAAAGGCCAAACCCAUCAGGACUGCCAGUGGAAUUGCUGUUGUAGCUGUGAUGUGCAAACCACACAGGUGUCCACAUAUCAGUUUUACAGGAAAUAUAUGUGUCUAUUGCCCUGGUGGACCUGACUCUGAUUUUGAAUAUUCAACCCAGUCUUACACUGGAUAUGAGCCAACCUCCAUGCGAGCUAUUCGUGCUAGAUAUGACCCUUAUCUACAGACAAGACACCGGAUAGAACAGUUAAAACAGCUUGGUCACAGCGUGGACAAAGUGGAGUUUAUUGUGAUGGGUGGAACGUUUAUGGCUCUUCCAGAAGAAUACAGAGAUUAUUUUAUCAGGAGUUUACACGAUGCUUUAUCAGGACAUACUUCCAACAACAUUUACGAGGCAGUCAAGUAUUCUGAGAGAAGCCUCACGAAGUGUAUUGGAAUUACUAUUGAGACCAGACCAGAUUAUUGCAUGAAGCGGCACCUAAGUGACAUGCUCACCUAUGGCUGCACGAGGCUGGAGAUUGGGGUGCAGAGUGUCUAUGAAGAUGUGGCCAGAGACACCAACAGGGGCCACACGGUGAAGGCAGUAUGUGAGUCAUUCCACCUGGCCAAAGAUUCUGGGUUCAAAGUUGUGGCUCAUAUGAUGCCUGACCUGCCAAACGUGGGACUCGAACGAGACAUUGAACAGUUCAUAGAGUUCUUCGAGAACCCUGCUUUCCGUCCUGACGGUUUGAAACUCUACCCUACCCUGGUGAUUCGUGGCACGGGGCUGUAUGAGCUUUGGAAAUCAGGAAGAUACAAGAGUUACUCUCCCAGUGACCUGAUCGAGCUGGUGGCUCGGAUUCUCGCCCUUGUGCCUCCCUGGACUCGAGUGUACCGAGUGCAAAGAGACAUCCCGAUGCCCCUGGUGAGCUCAGGCGUAGAGCACGGCAACUUGAGGGAGCUGGCCUUUGCAAGGAUGAAAGACCUCGGGAUACAGUGUCGAGAUGUAAGAACCCGAGAAGUUGGAAUACAAGAAAUUCAUCACAAAGUACGGCCAUAUCAGGUUGAAUUGGUAAGGAGAGACUAUGUUGCAAAUGGUGGCUGGGAAACGUUUUUGUCCUAUGAAGAUCCUGAUCAGGACAUUCUGAUUGGCCUCCUGCGAUUACGGAAGUGUUCAGAGGAGACUUUCCGCUUUGAGUUGGGCGGUGGUGUUUCCAUAGUUCGAGAGCUGCAUGUCUAUGGGAGUGUGGUUCCCGUGAGCAGCCGGGAUCCUACAAAAUUUCAGCAUCAGGGCUUUGGCAUGCUGCUGAUGGAGGAGGCAGAAAGAAUAGCUCGAGAAGAACACGGAUCUGGGAAAAUAGCUGUUAUAUCAGGGGUUGGCACCAGGAAUUACUACAGGAAGAUUGGCUACAGAUUGCAAGGCCCAUACAUGGUGAAGAUGCUCAGGUAACAGCUACCUCUACGCAGCAUCCUCUGUGGCGAAGGACAGACUCUCCAUGUCUGGCAUUGAGCAGAGAGGCCAGACCUACGCUGUGCACCGGCAGGGAGCACGCCUCAU